UGCGGUGUGUGGUAGAAACAGUCACGUAGUCCCCGGGGUGAGGGCGGAUGGAGACCGCGGCCUGACCCGGCGAGGAGCGCUCGUACCGGACGGUGACCCCCUCCUCUCACACCUAUGUGACGGGCGGAGCUCGGCUUUGGCCUGUUGUCACCAUGGGCCUCAUCUUCGCGAAGCUGUGGAACUUCUUCUGCAACCAAGAGCACAAGGUGAUCAUUGUCGGACUCGAUAAUGCAGGAAAGACCACUAUUCUUUACCAGUUUUUAAUGAAUGAAGUGGUUCACACCUCCCCGACCAUCGGCAGCAAUGUGGAGGAAAUUGUGGUCAAGAAUACCCACUUUCUGAUGUGGGACAUUGGAGGUCAGGAGUCGCUCCGAUCGUCGUGGAACACCUACUAUUCUAACACAGAGUUUAUUAUCCUGGUUGUGGACAGCACUGACCGAGAGAGGCUAUCUAUCACUAAAGAGGAGCUCUACCGAAUGCUCGCCCAUGAGGAUUUACGGAAGGCGGCGGUUCUCAUCUUUGCAAACAAGCAGGAUAUGAAUGGGUGCUUGACGGCAGCCGACAUUUCCAAAUACCUCACCCUUAGCUCUAUAAAGGAUCACCCAUGGCAUAUCCAGUCCUGCUGCGCGCUCACAGGAGAGGGGUUAUAUCAAGGUCUUGAAUGGAUGACUUGCCGAACUGGCGUGAGAUAACGGGACACGGUUGUGGACUCCUUCCAGUACCUUUUUACACUACGACAUCUCCAUGCUUAAUUUUAUAAGAGGAUCGGAUCUGUCUCUGAGCCACACUUGAAUCAAGUGAUGCUGCGUCAGGGAAAAACGUGAGACCCUCAGACUGUACUGCACACGACCUCUGACGGACAAUUUUCAUACAGAUUACUGUAGUCAUUUGAACAUUAAUACACACUGCUGCUUUUUUUUUUUUAACGCUGUUUUUAACAGUUCAUCUACAUCAUUGUCAGCAUAGGCAAGCGGUGCCACUUCUCUAGAUUUGGCGUCCUGGAAACCGGAGUUCCACACCGGUCACAGACACAGCUGCUCAAUUCUGGAUUUUAAAGGGUCAAUAUUUCUUUUUAUUAUAUUUUAUGGGUGAUGCUACUGCACCCAUACACCUGUUACAUAUUUUUUUUGCAGUUCUUAGCAGCAUAUUAUUGUGGGAAAUCCGAAAAACUUCGGCUAGGGCUAUAUGGCGAUAUUUGCUUGCACAAAUGUUACAAUUGUUUUUCACCAUUUACUGACUAAUGGGAAAAGAAACGGCAAGAACCUUGUGGCCUUUGCAAAAAUGGCACCAUAUUGUGAAAUUUUCAAGAUCAUUUGUAAGUUUGACAGGGAGAGGACAAAUGGCUCUUCAGCAGGAAGAGAACUCUCUAGUGCCCUCUAUAGGAGGCAGAGGGCUAAUUUUGCUUACCUUUUCCCAUGAACCAUUGCCCUGAAGUCUCCCUUGUGGUUGGAUCUCCAUAAGGAGCCUCAGUACCUUCCAGAGCGAACCAUUGAAGCCACAUGCAAAGCACCGCAAUUUCACUAUUUUACCAUGACACGUGCUAGCUGCAAUGGAGCCCUAACUGAAAACUCUUUUCUUAAAUGUUUUUUUUUUUUUUUUUUUUAUAAGAUUCUUGCAUUUCAGAUGAAUUUCACUGCCAUCAAUUUCAUUUUCUGUAAGUGUGUGUUUUUUCUUUUUUUGUAUGCUUUUUGAAAUAUUUUAUAACUUUAAUAGAGAAUUGUUGCGGGGGAAGGGUAGGUCAGGUUAUUUGGAGAUCGUGUCUGCUCUGCUGCAGUCUCGGCAGCAUAUUAUAUUGGGAAUAAAGAGGCUCGGAAGGCUUUCAACGCUUGAGUUGACAUCUCUUGCGUUUUUUUUACGGAGAUAAAGAGGUUAAAUAUUCAUGGCAGGUUGUAACUAGUAUAUUAUGUCUAACAUGCAUUGGCUUCGGUACGGAGGUCCUAAGAUUGCAAUGAUAUGCGAUCAGUCAUGGGAUUUUAUUUUUCAUGCGUUAUAGGAGGGGAUACAAGUGAACUGUAAAAUUAGGAGUAUGGUUUGGAGAAUGAAAGAUAUAUAAUAUUGAGGGCUGUACGCACAUACAAAACAUUCCCCCUAUAUACUCCUUUAUCGAUAGUCACUUAUGGGUUACAGAGUUUCGGGUUUGGCCUAAGCAUGUCUGAUUUAGAUCUAUUUAGUCUCUGAAUUAAUGUUUUUUAGAUUAGUCCGACCCUCUUUCAGUAAUGCCUAAAGCAGGGCUUUUUGGACAGCAGCAUGUCGGAUCGCUUCUUCGCCUUUGGAGAGAUGUGCGUUGCCGGCGGUAUCUGACAGCGAGCUACCCUCCUUUCCCCAAAGAAAUAUACAUGCUCGGUGAAUCCAGGGAGACGCUAUAUUCUUAGCAGAACCUAGCAGGUUGAUUGAAGCCACCAAUUAAUACCUCAUUUGUAUAGCUAACUUUUAAUACAGGGAUGAACAAAACCUUUGUAAAUACUAGUCUGUUCUAACACUCCACAUACUACUUUGCCUUUUUUUGGUGACCAGGCCAUGGAAGCUUCUAUAUAAAAAAAAAGAUGGUGGCGCUUAACGUUUUUUUUUUUUUUUUUUUUUUUUUUUUUUGGUGGUGCAAAUAUUCUGCUGAUGAAUGUCUUAAGAUAUUAUAGUGGUCGAGGCUACAAAUCUUCUGCACAGACAUAGAUUUAAGACCUGCCUGCAGCCACCACUAGGGGGAGCUGACUGCAUGCAGUUGUACAUUUAACUCAAAUGCACUGAAGCCUCCCUUGCUGUAGACUGCAACCAGUCAGUGGCUCGGUACAUUGGUCAUGUGAGCCCCCAUUCUACUGAUAGGUGCAGGUUUCGGAGGCGAUCCCGGUGUCUGACAUAGGUGCGAAUUCCCCUUUCAGUCCAGGUCAUGGUAAACUGCGUGGCUUAUCAGGCAGUCGAUUAUAGGACAUUCAAAUGAAGGGACUUGUAAGAUCUGUGUCCAAACUUUAAUGUAUUGUAACUUACAGUAGACAGAACCAAUAAUUGAGUGCCUUUAAUAUAUGCACCCUAUAGGAGCCUUGAAUGUGUAAACCUUAAAGGGGUUGUCUAAGACUAACUCAAUUUUUACAGACCCAUAGUAGCUCCACUGCAUGGACAGGGCUAUCCUUAACGCAAGGCAAAACUGGACAGAUGCCAAGACUCACCAGUCAUGGUUAUAUGGGUAAAUAUGAUCCAGGCAUGUCAUGUGAGGUGAGCUAGACACAGUGUCCACUGUGACACUCGACAAAGGGUGGACGUUGUGAUGGGAGAGGUCCUGCAUAUUGGGAAAACCAUUGACAUUCUGCACCUUUUCUCAUCUUUAGCAUCAUAAUUGAGACUGGAUGUCAUUAUGGACAAAUGUCAUGUUCAAAUGACCUUCCAGAGCUAUAAUUGAUGCGCAAUCCUUAUGAUGGGUCAUAGGUAUCAGAUUGGUGGGGUGGUCAGGAGUCUGGUCCCCACCUGUCUGAUAUUGAUGACCUAACCUUAGGGUUGCUCAUUAUUACACUCCAGGAAAAUGUCUUUAAGCAGUUGGCUACCAUGGACUUGCAUGAACUCAUAAAUCCUGACACUUGGCCUGUUCUAAUAGAGCGUGUUUGGUCCAGGAAGCAGUCCAUGUGAGGGUCUCCUAUCCCAGACUGACCGCUGCUCCAACCUAAACUCACUGCAUUGUGAUCUAUGAUGCUGAGUUUGUGUGGCUGCAGGUCUACUGUACUGUAAUCUCACAAUGCUGUGAGUACAGUAGACUUGCUGGAAGGCAGGAACUCGCAGCAUCAUAAAUCCCUACGAUGCUCUGAGUUUGGGUCGCGGACCAGCAGCUUUCAGUCUGGGAAAUGCAGUCGUUGCACGGGCUUUUGUUUCCUGGACCAAACGCGCUUAUGUAAAACCGGCCUUACAGUGAAGUGAGCACAGGAAACAAUUUGUUUUUGAAUUUAGGGAGAGGCUCAGGGUAUUGGUAAAAAUAAUAAUUGGAUUGGUCUCUGACAACCCAACAAGUAUUUUAGAAAUGUAUAGCAUGUUGGGCUUUUAUAGAUUUUUUAUUUUUUUUUUGUCUCCUGCUACAUAUUUUAAAAAUAAUUUUGACUUGUGUCUUAGUUCAAAAGGUCAACUCUGCCACGCUAGUGUUUUUAUUUGGUCUAUGUAUUAUAAUUGAGGUGCUUUAUAUGUUGCCCCCUUUUUUCCAAAUGAAAUGGGCAAGCUCACUAGUCUAUUCAUUUUAAAAAUGAAGAUGUGACCACAAAGUAUUACAUCUUUUGUCAGGUUAUGACUAUGGUAAAUCUAUUUCUUUUUUUCUUUUUAAUUUCUGAAUAAAUAUUUAAUGCAUUUUA
Molecule: messenger RNA, 4319 nt
Organism: Bufo gargarizans (Asiatic toad)
Lineage: Eukaryota; Metazoa; Chordata; Amphibia; Anura; Bufonidae
Gene: ARL5B
Product: ADP ribosylation factor like GTPase 5B
Exons: 6
Coding region: 153-692 (179 amino acids)
Biological process (GO): protein localization to Golgi membrane; vesicle-mediated transport; intracellular protein transport
Cellular component (GO): trans-Golgi network; cytoplasm
Molecular function (GO): GTP binding; GTPase activity
Source: RefSeq, a predicted model, not a curated record